AUGGCCUCGACUUCUAAUAGCAACAACAUCAGCAGUAGCAGCAACAACAACAUCAACAACAACAUAAUUAACGAUGAAGAACCACAUCUUCUGAAAAAUUUUGCUUCAACAAAUCGUAACUUAUUUCCAAUUUUAUCGAAGGUGAUUGAUCUUGAGGAUAUCUCUCAAAAUGAUGGACGCUUUCUCUACAACCCACUUUCAUAUCACAAAGUUCAAACUGGCAGCCUUCUAGUGAUGCAUGGGUGGACGAGACACCUCAAAGUGCUGGCUAGGACGAGCAACGACAAAUAUUUCACCAUUCCAUUAAACUACCAAGGAACUUUUAAAGUGAAAUUGAGAGCAUGCAACAGCUUAGAAGAAUUAAUAUCCCAUUCUAGUAUGGUUGAAGGGUGCCAAGAUUAUUCUAACAAACAAACUUCUAACGUAUCCAAAGCAAAUAAACCUAUUGAUAAAGUUAGAGUUGUCGAUAUUGAUAAGAAAUUCACUGGGGGACAAAUAAAAAUAGGCGAUAUCGUUCGUGUCAUUUGUGAGAAAGUUGCCUCCAAUGAACAGUUUAAAGCACCUCAAGUUGGAGAAAUUGUGUUAGAUGACACAAGUCACCAGUCCGAUGACGGUGAUGAUGAUUCGGUUCUGAUGUUCUACCAAAAAUUAGGCAGGGUGAGACUGGAGAAGAUGGAUUUUGAAAGUGGGAAGGCUAUGGAGAUAGCUGUUCCUCUGGAUUUGAACAUAACUUUUGAGGAGGUAAUAGAAACGACAAAUCCGUCAAAAAGAUUGUGGACCAUAGGCGAAUUGUCAAACCUCAUUCAAAGGCAUUCGGUGUUUGUGGAAGUUGUGAAAGGAAGUAAAGAUCAUCAAACAUUGCACGAAGAUUUGCCUCUGAAAAGCGAAAUUGAAAUGGUCCAAGUGUUGGCCGAACCUUCGCUGUACGUUAGUGAACUCAAUCCUGAAGCUCCUGCUUUCCAUGUACCCACAAGAAUGAAAAUUUAUUUAAAGUUUCAUAAACAACUUUCGAAAAAGAGUAGCCCAUUCCUGAGCAAAACAUCUCAGCCGCUGAUAUCGACACUAGAUAGAUGUGUGGAGCACAUUGACUCAACAACCUUCCGAGACCUUCUUCAAAGAAAAUUAAAUAUAGAUUCCUUCCUGAAAGUUUCUCAAGCCAUCAACAAAUCAUCACGGGUUUCCACCUCAAGCAGACAAGACUAUAGUGUGGCUCGCAGAGCACUCUCCAUUGCCGAUUCCAGCAGUAGUUCGAAAUCAUCGCGGUGGGGGGCGUUAAGUGGAUCGUGGAAGAAGCACUUCACGCCAUCCCAAAAGCUUCCAAGGUCUCGCUCGUUUACAGCCGACAGUCGCUCACAGAGAUCCUCAAUGUCGAUGAAGCAGAUGAUCAGUGCAGUCAGUCAGAACGACGUCCGCUCCAUAUCCCGCUAUCCAUCGAGUACGGAUCGUAAGAAGAAAGGAAAUGUUGUAUACCUGGUGUCGGCUUCUAAAGGCCCGUCAAAAGUUUACAAAGUUCAGGCUCCAGACAUCACCGUCACCCCUCCAACCCCCCGCAUAACAACGAGUCCUUCUUUUGAACACAGAAGCAAACAUACGCUCACAAAGCAAAAACACAGAAACUUGCAGACAAUCAAACAGCAAUCAUCCAUCCAACUAAAACAGCCAACAUAUAGACAACAAUUCAUGAAAGCAUCAACAGAUUUUAAAGAUAAGCAACAAUCGCCGCAGAACGCGCAAGAAUCUUCAGCCGCAGUCUUAAUUGUUGAUUCUGACGAUGAUCGUGAUCUCGUUGAUAGCAAUGCACUGCAAAGUAAUUUGUCAAUCAACUCACACGCAACCCAUCAAGGAAGCAGUCAUAAUGUCCCAUCAAGUAGUUUAGACCUGAGAUCGAGCGUUGAUGCAAUUAAUAAUUACACCAAUAACUAUAAAACUGAAAUUAAUUGCAUUAAAAAUGAGUUAAACAUUGAAGAAUACAUCAAUAAGCAAAAUGGCAUCCAAAAUAACGGCAUUCAGAGAAUCAGCAUUCAAGAAAAUAACGUUCAAAAGAGCAACAUUCAGAACAACAAUAACCUUCAAGAAAACCUCGCACUCAACAAUAUUCAAAUUGACACCGUUAUAAAAAGCAACAACCGAAUCAGCAACAACCAAUCUAACAACAGCAUUUCAUUGAACAACAACCAAUCCAACAAAAACAUUCCAUUAACCAACAACCAAUCCAACAACAGCAACAACCAACAAAACAACAACAUCCAAAACAACAGCAAUCAAAACAUCCACACCCUACCCAACAGCAAUCAAUUACGAAUCAAUCAAUCAAUCCAGCAGUUCACCACUUUACAGAAUGGACAGGUCAUCUCUCUGAAUGAUUUCACUUCUCAUCAUCAACAAACACAACAGCUCCAACAGAGCUACCAACACGCUAGCAAUACUAACAACGGCAAUUUAAUUUUACCAGCAAACUACCAUCGUAAUAAUUCAUCUAUGCCUUACAAUAACUUCGUAAACAGUAGUACACCAUAUGGGAAUGUGAUCAACUCAAACUCACCAUUUAACCCACACAAUCAUCAUCUCAUCGCAAACUCUAUCAACGCUCUUAAUGACGAACAGUUAUUUUCAGCUCGUUACCAGAAACAACAACAACCUCAUCAAUCAUACCAACAUCAAUUCAGUCCGCAUUUUUAUGUGCAACAGCCCAACCUGUUUCAAUCGCUUAAUUCUAUAGUAGACAACAGCAAUUUGUACAGUUACCACAACUACAACAACAUGACCAACAAAUUUAACAACAUGUAUCUGAAACAGAACGAACCUAAAGUAAAACACAUAACGGUUAUCGAUACGUUCGCAGCUAACAACGAAUCCACAUCUCCGAUAGCUGUCCACAGUGCUCCUUCCAACAGAGCCUCGAGACAUUUCAACAUCACGCACCAUGUCGUCACUGAUGGAGACUCGGAGUACAACAUCAACUACAACAACAUCAUAAACACUGGCAUCAACAACAGUAACAUCAAUUACAAUAACAAUAACAGCAGCAACGUCAGCAGCAAUGUCAUCAGCAAAAACAUCAACAUGGAUGGUAGAGCGAGUGAUUGUAUGAACGGCACCUCCCAAGUCAAUGCAAAACUACAGCAAUCAAACUUAGAAAACACUUCUCAACAGCCUUACCAAGGUUGA
Molecule: messenger RNA, 3168 nt
Organism: Helobdella robusta
Lineage: Eukaryota; Metazoa; Annelida; Clitellata; Rhynchobdellida; Glossiphoniidae
Exons: 8
Coding region: 1-3168 (1055 amino acids)
Source: RefSeq, a predicted model, not a curated record